AUGGUGGAGCUCAUCUUAGAUGAACUGGACCACAAGCCAGAUGCUGUAAAAUUCUACUGUGACAGCAAGGUAGUCCUUGGUUACAUCUGCAAUGACUCGAAACGUUUCUUCGUGUAUGUACAUAAUCGUGUGCAUCGUAUACACCAGACGACUUCCCCUGAGCAGUGGCGUUAUGUCCCUUCAGAACAGAAUCCAGCUGAUUUGGCCACUAGGUCUGUACCUGCAUCACGGCUCAUGGAUACUAUGUGGUUCAAGGAACCUAAUUUCCUUUACAAGCCUCCAGAGCCUGAAGUGCACAAGCUCUUCGAACUGAUAGACCCUGAAAUGGAUGAGGAGGUCAGACUGCAAGCUUCUACUUUCGCUACCCAUGUUGAAGCCAGGAGACUUACCUCUGAGCGUUUCCAGUGCUUUUCCACAUGGAACUCCUUGCUGAGAGCCAUUUUCCUCCUGAUCCACCAGGCACGUUCUCAUAGGUCAGGCUCCAUGGACACAUCACAGCACACGUGUAGAGGAUGGCAUAGAUGCAGAAAGCCUCGCACUCCUGAAGAACUCGCAGCUGCCAAGAGGCUCAUCCUUGAGUCUGUUCAAAGAGACACCUAUCCAAACGAGUACGCUGCUCUUCGAGCAAAUAAAGAGGUCUCUAGUUCCAGUUCAAUCUUGAACCUUGAUCCUUACAUCAGUGAUGGUCUGCUGAGGCGGGAAUAUGUCAGAAGUCUCGGGAGAAGGCUCAAAGGCAAACCGUAUGGCAUAAACGAACAGUUCCCACCUCUGAUUAUGGAGCGACGCCGAAUCCUUCUUCCCAUCUACCACAACAACCGAAAGAACGGCAAACGGGCCCGGCCCCUCACGACAUCAGACCACCCCCAGAGGAGGAACAGCACGGCGGGGAGCCUCAAGGACGCCAGCUCCACCGAGAUGAAUGUGGAGCCCUGGGAGGACCUUCAGCACUUUCCCAGGGAGCAGCUGGAUAAACUGUGCCUUGAUUCCUUCUGGAGUGAAGUGGAGACCAUCCGCCAGGGGAGCACAGAACGGGAAGCACCAGACAGCUGCCGACGAAACUCCAGACAGUCUGAAGAGGGUGAGCAGGAGGAGCAGUGGCUGCAGGACGCAGGACUUUCUCCUCAGAUUGGUCAAGGGGAGGAGGGUGUGGAGAAGGUGACGCUGCUGUCCACUCUCACGCGCACUCAGGCCGCUGCAGUACAGCGCCGCAUCGAUUCAUACACCGCCUCUAAAUGCGUGAGGAACAAAACCCUCCCAAGGGACAUCAGAGACUUCUUCAACUCCCAAAUCACACAGUCUCAGAGGAAGACUCUUGCCCUUGACCACAGAGUUAGAGAAGAAGAUAAGAAGGCAGAGGCUGUCAGUGUGCUGGAGCCCCAGGGAGGCCCCCAGAGGGAGGAAAUUUUCAUCACGGACAUUGCAUACUGUGAGCAGGUGGCCAUCUGGAUUAAGCUGCCAGGGAAACGUAGCCAGCAGAGGAAAGAGGACAGCACACUACCCAGGGUUGUCUGUCCCCAGGGCAGGCUGGGGGUCACACGCAUCCAAGACCUGUCUCAGCAGGACAUGAAAAAGGUUCGGCAGCUGGCUCUCAUCGAGAUGACUGCUCUGAGUGACCUGCUGGAGCUGGACAUGAAAAGACACAAAACCUGCAAAAGAAAAACCCCUGAUAGCCCUCUCUUUGGUAUCUCCUUGACCUCACUGCUAGAGAGCGAUCAGAAGAUAAAAGAAAGCACAAGUAUUCCUCUCAUUCUACAAGCAUUGCUCUCUUUCCUGGAGAAGAAGGGCAUUGAUUCUGAGGGGAUCUUGCGGAUUUCAGGGUCCCAGUCCAGAAUUAAGGCUGUUCAGCAGAAGCUGGAGAACACAUUCUACUCAGGGGGGUUCAUCUGGGAUGACGUCAGUCCCCAUGAUGCUGCUGCUCUGCUGAAGAAAUUCAUUAGGGAAUUACCCUCUCCUUUACUGACCGCUGAGCACCUCAACACCUUUACUGCAGUGAGGGACAUUCCUGAGCUGAAACAGAAGCUUCAAGUGUUGAAUCUCCUCGUUCUUCUCCUGCCAGAGCCCAACAGGAACACGCUUAAGGCUGUCCUGGAGUUCUUCAGUAAUGUGGUAUCCAGGGAGAGGAGAAACCGUAUGAACCUGUGGGCUGUCUCCACGGUGAUGGCUCCCAACCUGUUCCUCCACAGCGCAGUCCUCAACCGACACAUGGAGGGAGAGGAGAGGGGCCUGGCGGAGCAAGCAGCCAACAUCCUGAGACUCCUCAUACACUACCAGGACCUCCUCUGGACGAUCCCAAACUUCCUGAUGAGUCAGUUGCGGAAACUGAACGAGAACAGUCACCGACGGUACCAGUUCUAUGACAAACGGAUCAAGAACCUGCUGAGGAAGAUGCACAGUGAUAUCAAGGACAAACCUGACAAGAACUCCAUAGAACCCUGUCGCACUGUAAAGAUCCAGUUGGGAGAUAUUCACAGUGGCUCUAUGGAAGUCCUCCUCAACACAAACUCACGCACAGCUGAUCUGCUCAUCCUGGUCCACAAGGAACUGUGCAGCUCUGACAACGGCAAAGCCCUACUCAGGAGAAAUGGAUCACUUACAUAUCCAGACUGUGUGGUCUAUGAAGUGGGUGGAAAUAUUGGUGAGCACUGUCUAGACCCUGAGGCCCAUCUCCUGGACCUGUAUAACAAUAACCCCAGUGGGGAGUGGGUAAUCAGACUCAAGCCCAGCAGGGGGCGGUAG
Chanos chanos (milkfish) is the source of this 2736-nucleotide messenger RNA. It is a transcript of the gene arhgap40, whose product is annotated as Rho GTPase activating protein 40. Lineage: Eukaryota; Metazoa; Chordata; Actinopteri; Gonorynchiformes; Chanidae. Gene Ontology annotation, cellular component: cytoplasm. The record is from RefSeq and is a predicted model, not a curated record. Gene Ontology annotation, molecular function: GTPase activator activity. The coding region runs from base 1 to 2736 and encodes 911 amino acids. The transcript is spliced from 17 exons. Gene Ontology annotation, biological process: regulation of actin filament polymerization; signal transduction; regulation of small GTPase mediated signal transduction.